Actinia tenebrosa (Australian red waratah sea anemone) is the source of this 2794-nucleotide messenger RNA. RefSeq lists its product as uncharacterized. The record is from RefSeq and is a predicted model, not a curated record. NCBI's taxonomy places the organism in Eukaryota, Metazoa, Cnidaria, Anthozoa, Actiniaria, Actiniidae. Gene Ontology annotation, biological process: signal transduction. Gene Ontology annotation, molecular function: SH3 domain binding.
GUGUAAGUUCGGAGUAAGUUCGGAUAAAGGUCCUUAGGAUUCUAGGAAUUACGGAAGAGAAUACCUACAGAGAAUUUCAGCGAUUGUGCGGUAUAACGCAAUGAUUAAAGCUAUAACGAGGUGCUGGAGAAAGGAAUAGUUAUUUUUGAUAGAUUUCAAAGAAUAUAUGUCGUAGAGCUUGGACAACUUCAGAUUCGACUUAGUUAAGAGGUCUACCAGGAAAUGUCCAUAAAUUCUAGUUCAUGGAGAGGAAGCUCUUUACCUCCCUUCCAUCCAAGAAACAGAAUGGAUUCUAACCUGAGUGAGAACAGAGGGCGAUCUCUGACAGAUGUAUCGAGUGUAUUAGCACCAAAGUAUCCUGAGCCAUUUCUCUCGAUUCCUGCUCAAGUUUUAGUUCAGGAUAACUGCCGUGUCCAUUGUGGUAUGGUCAGAAAGGAAAACAGAUUUAAUAAAUGGCAAGAUCGGUACUUGGUUUUGCACAAAGGCUGCUUGUAUUACUACAAAGAUUCCAUGGACAAAACUGCUCAGGGACAAUUCUCUUUGAGUGGAUACAGACUCUCUACAGCUCCUGAGAAGACAAAAUAUCAAUGGACAUUUAAGCUGACACACAUCCAGCCUGAGAAAAGAAAGUACUUUUUCUCCGCACACUCUGAGAAAGAGCUUACAGAAUGGCUUGACAAAAUUGCUGAAGAUGUGAAGGAAUAUUGCGAAGCCGUAGGAACAAAGCCUGGAUACUCCUCCGAACCACUCCAAGAGAGUUACAAUAGCAGUGGCAGUGGUGGCAGUUGCAGUAGCAUCGCAAGUGGUGGUGAGGAUUAUGACUAUCCACUGGUAGAUCCCCCAAACUUUAACCAAAUUAGAGAACAAAUGAGACAAAACUCGCAGAUUGCCAGGGAUUUAGCAGGGAAUUCUUCUGAGAGUGACCCAACAUACUGCCCCCCUCCUCCAGAAUUUCUUCAAAAUUUAAAUUCUAGUAUUGCAUCAGUUACCUCGAGGACUGUCACUGAACACAAAAAUGUUACUAUCAUUACUGGAGGGAAAGCUUCAGUUGAUGUUUCAACAAUUCUAAAACGAAAAGACACAAUCCGAGAGGGUGAACCGCUACCUCCUACGCCUCCAAAACCAGCACCACGAGUAAGAACAUUACCAAGUAGAACGCCUGUAAGUUGUACUUCAGAGGUUCGCCUAGAUGAACGUCCUCAAGUGCCACCAAGGCCUACACCACCUAAACCCUUACCACGACCGCCUACAGCUGGAGUAGGACCUUCGCCAGUAUCUUCAGCCACUUUAUCUGAAGAAUUUGAUUAUGAAAGUGAUUACCUACCUAUCAUUGCAAAUGAUGAUGAUCAACCCAUGCCGCAGCCCAAUAGAACGAUGUUAGAAAGGAUGCGACCCGAAGGAAACAGUUUUAAAGAAAGAUUCACCGAGACUGCACCGUGUUUAGCUGAACUGCUGCCAGACUCUGCCUACAGAACUGAUUAUGAUAAGACUGACGCCAUCCCGUUGUUACUUGGUAAGGAAGGAGUGUAUAUGAUUCACAGCAGUACACGUGCAGAAACCAAGAAAGCGCUAUCUGUAUGCGUGGGGGACAAAGUCAAACAUUUUAUUUUGUUCAGGAAUAAGGAAGGUUACGCGUUGGACCCUUACGGACCUCGAUUCAAAAACAAACGAAACCUCUUGGACUAUUACCAUGAGAAUUCGCUGCCCAACCAGGACAGCAGUAGGUUAAAACAACCAUACAAGUGAAUCAGCCAAUCCUGAAGAACAUCUAUUCGACUAUUCAGAAGUAAUCUUGAUAUCAAUUUAACCAAUCAAGUCUUAUCAAAAUCAUUCCAGCAAUUAAGUCACCCUAUUCAACCAACCAUCAUGAACACCUAAUUAUUUCAUUCAUUUAAACCAAUCAAAUGGCUUUUUAUAUUUAGCCAAUCAAAUUCCCUUCUACAUCCAAUCACAAUCAAGCUGACUAGAUUUCUCCAUUAGACCCUUCUCUGCUAGCAGAGUCUCCCUCCCUCGCUGCCAAGAAUCAAGGAGAGUUUGCUAGCAGCUAUAUUACUUGUCACAUGUCAUUACUAUAUCGACAUGUAACGAAUUGGAGAUUUUGAUGACUUGAAAUCUUCCAUCAAACUAAUUAGAAUAAAAAUCCCCCGAAUUAUUAAGGAGAAUGUCUCUGAUGUCCGUAAUGACAUUUACUUAUCAAGUAAUUCUCUGUUUUGACGUAACGCCAAUUAAGGUUGUUAAGAAUAGUUUUCCGACUCAGAUUAGUAGGGGGCGCGUGUCAUCGAUUAUAACACGUUUUAUAAUACACUCUACAAUAUAGCUCGUUUCUGAUUGGACAAGAGGAGUACAAUUAAAUCCCAAAUUGUACUCUGUAGAGUCCCAAUUAAGUUGCUCAAUUUUUUUGAGUGUAUUAUAAACAGAAAAACGCACAAUCUUCUCGUUCAAUUCGGAAUUAAUAGAUACUCUUGAUGCUUUGAAAGUUCUCAAAUUAGACUCGCCUAAAGCUCGUCCAAUUUUUUAAACUUUCAAAACAUCACUCGUGCCUAUAAAUUCCGAAUUGUACUCGAGAUCGUGCGAUUUCCUAUUCUAAUUUCAUUAAUUCUCAGAGAUUAAACCUGUCUUUUUGUAAGGUCAGCCUUAUGAAAAUUGCCACUCUAUGAUGUGGAAAAGAAAUUAUCGCGGUAUUCUGCUUACUGUGGUUUUCAAUGUUCUACGAACUCAGACAUUCCAAUAGUCUCCCUCGCAUCCGUUUUUAGUGUCGGUCGUCACGCAACGUUGUGGGGAGGGAGCGUUGCGU